ACUGCUUAGUUCCUUUGACCAGGAAGAGAAGUGUGCAGCAGCAGCAGGAUGGCAGCUCGCUGCUGGGAAAAGCUGCAGGAGCUGACCCAGAAGUACAAGGAGUUUGUGGUCCAGAACCCUUCGGGGGCCACACAGGUGGAGGGGGCUGUGCGCAUGCUCUCCUACCUCAUUGCAGGACGCUUUACAGAUUCCCAUGAGUUGUCAGAGCUGGUUUACUCCUCCUCCAGUCUCCUGGGUAUACUCAAUGAUGGGAUCCUAAGGAAAGAAUUUCUUAAACCACCACCAACUGAUGCCGCCCAGCAGCGUCUUAAAAUCUGGCUGGGAGUCUUGGAAAGCCUGGAGGUUUUCAUAGAAAUUGGAUCUGCUCGUGCAUGGGGGGAUAAAAUAAGAUGGGCGGCCAUACUGGUUAUACAGCUGCUGAAGGCCUGUCUCCGUAUUGUGCUGCUCCUGUGGUAUAAGUCCGGUAUCCAGACCUCCCCCCCUGUCACUCCGAUAGACCGUGAGGCGGUCAUGAACCAAACAGGUGAGGAAAGCGAUGAAAAGCAAGACACCUGUUUUGUGGGCAGCCGCUCCAGCCGCGCUGUGCGCUCCCUCAGUGACACUCCCUCUGGCCGUAAUCGUUUUUGGAGAAGCCCGCAGGUCUCAGAGCAGAGGAAGGAAGGGCGCAAUGAAGAGAAUGGGAAACCUACAGAUCUGGGGACGCUGGGCACCAUAGCCGAAACAGUUCACGUCCUGAGACCUGUUACACACCUGGCGAGCUUGGCCGUAUGGGGUCAGAAAUCGUGGAAACCGUGGUUGAUGGCUGCUGGAUUGGAUAUUGCCAGCCUGUCCGUUCUGCGUGACAUCCACCCUCUGAGCCGCAGGGAGCGAGGAGAGCUGAGGAGAAGGACCCUGCUUUUAAUUUAUUACUUGCUUCGUUCCCCUUUUUAUAAUCGUUACACUGAAAUUCGCCUGCUCCUCCUCCUACGUCUCUUGGGAGACUACGUCCCAGGGCUCGGACUGGUGGCACGGCCUCUGAUCGACUACCUACCUGUGUGGCAGAAGAUUUACUUCUACAACUGGGGUUGAAGGACUCUCGGGGUUCAUCUGGACUCUUCUUUGCUCCUCGGUCGGACACUAGGAUUACAGAGUAUACUGUGUUACCAGCAUGUCAAUAUGGCACCAUCACGGCUCAGAAGGGAUGAUUGGGACAUGAAAUCUGGAUUUUUCAAUAAUAAACUGUGACUAUAUUUCUUAGGCCUCCUGCACACGAACGUGUGCGCCCCGUGGUCGUUCUGCGGCCCACAAAUUGCGGGCCGCAAUGCAGAAACACCACAGAGAAUCGCAGACCCAUUCACUUGCAAUGCACGAACAC
Bufo bufo (common toad) is the source of this 1354-nucleotide messenger RNA. RefSeq names its product peroxisomal biogenesis factor 16 (gene PEX16). The transcript is spliced from 11 exons. Lineage: Eukaryota; Metazoa; Chordata; Amphibia; Anura; Bufonidae. Gene Ontology annotation, cellular component: peroxisomal membrane. The record is from RefSeq and is a predicted model, not a curated record. Gene Ontology annotation, biological process: peroxisome organization. Bases 49 to 1068 code for a protein of 339 amino acids.